UUGUUUUGUAUAUGGGACCGACGUGAAGAUAUGUUUUCUCUCAGUUUCAAGACACCACACAAACAGGAGCAGCAUGUUCCGGAUUGCUCUGUUCGUCACUCUGAUAAUUGGCAUUGCAGCCAAACCAUAUAAACCAUGGAAUAAACUUAGUGAUCAUGACAUCCAGGACACAGUCAUGUCAGGAGACACCAAAUGGAAGAUGCCUAUAAAUGUGGAAGUGGAGCCCCCUGAGGACAUGGAUGAAACUGACUUUGACAUUGAUCCCAAAAUGAAGAUCUGGGAGGAAAAGGAAAAGCAAGCCUCGGUGGCAGAAGCCGACCGAGAUGAUGUGCAUCAUCCCUCCGUGAAGAAUUCCCCUGCUGAAGUUGAAGAGCAGGACUUGGAUGCAGUCUACCAGAAAGCCAGGGCGGAAGUGGUUCGAUAUCUGGCCCCGCUCACUGUUGAAUAUAAAAUGAAGCUACAACAUGUACAACUCGAACCAGAAGAUAAUGCUGCACACGUGAGACGUCACCUGAAGCCAGAAGUGGACAUGGAUGACGUAUAUCAUCCUGAUGUUCAAAGCUUGAUCCCAAGUUACCAAGACGACAAUGAUGCCGCUUCUCUUGAUUGGUCGUCUGAUAGGCAUUAUGACAAACCGGAGGAAGAUCUAGAUCAUAUCUACCACCGCUGAUCAGUGUCAGUAACAUGUUAAAAAUGGAUGAUUGUAGACCGAUAGAAUGUAAACCACUGGACAAUGUCUAAUUGAUGAUCAUCUGUAGUAUGUAAGUAAGUUGUAGUAGUAGU
Corythoichthys intestinalis (scribbled pipefish) is the source of this 783-nucleotide messenger RNA. RefSeq lists its product as uncharacterized. The transcript is spliced from 4 exons. NCBI's taxonomy places the organism in Eukaryota, Metazoa, Chordata, Actinopteri, Syngnathiformes, Syngnathidae. The record is from RefSeq and is a predicted model, not a curated record. The coding region runs from base 74 to 670 and encodes 198 amino acids.